Messenger RNA from Lycium barbarum (goji berry), 810 nucleotides. RefSeq lists its product as uncharacterized. Gene Ontology annotation, molecular function: protein binding. The record is from RefSeq and is a predicted model, not a curated record. The transcript has a single exon. Bases 1 to 810 code for a protein of 269 amino acids. NCBI's taxonomy places the organism in Eukaryota, Viridiplantae, Streptophyta, Magnoliopsida, Solanales, Solanaceae.
AUGGAGAAUCAAAAAGUUAAGCUAAUGUGUAGUUAUGGUGGAAAAAUUCAGCUACGUCCACACGACCAUCAACUUUCAUACGUUGGUGGUGAUACCAAAAUCCUAACCGUUGAUCGUAACGUCAGGUUUAUCGACGUGGUUGCUAAGUUGAAUUCUCUAUGCAAUUUGAACGGUGAGAUUUGUAUUAAGUAUCAAUUACCUGGUGAAGAUCUCGAUGCACUUGUUUCUGUUAUUGACGAUGAUGACGUGGAACAAAUGAUGGUUGAAUACGACCGCAUGCAGAGAAUUUCCACAAAACCUGCUAGGUUAAGGCUGUUUCUGUUUUACCCGAUUCGUUUACCCGAAUCACCGUUGAAUCCGGAUUUUUUAUUCGGGUUCGAUAAGGAUUACAACCCGAACCCGAACCCGAUGCCAACAGAGGAUCUUCUACAAUUACAAUUCCCUGAGAAUUCGGUAAAAAAUGAGGGAAUAAUUAGUGGCGUCACUACAGUGGCAAUUCCGAAAAUAAUUAGCGGUACUGACAGCUGUAACAACUUGCAGGUGAAGAAUCAGCAAUCACGUGACAGUCACGUGAAUGGUGGGGGCUAUGGUGGUAAUGGGGUGCAUAUAGUUUACGGUGUACCAGUGAUGACUGGUGCGUAUCAUACUGGGUUUGGGCAGUUUAGUGGUGGUGGUCAAUAUAUGUUGGACCAGCCUGUUUAUAAUUUUGUGCCAGUGACGUCAUCAGUGAUGGUGCCAGAUCAGCAACACAAGAUGAUGGUGUCUACUACGACUGAUAAUAAUACACUUAGCCGUGAAAUUAAAGGUUGA